CUGUGAUCGGCACGGCUGCUGCCAGACACUAUCAGGACCGAACAGACGAGUGCCAAGCCCACUGACACACACUAACGCACAAACACAUGAAAAGGGUCGAGCUGGGUCUUCAGGCGGAGCAGUUGCUGUGGACAUGAAGUGAAAGUUGGCAGUUUCUUACACUUUGUACUCUAAGGAUGUCGGUGAAGCUGCGGUUCGACUCUCCGUCAGAGGGAGGUUUGCUACAAAGAAGCCGCUCCUUCACUGGAGGGUUCAGCUCUUUGACCGGUCGACAGCGCUCUCUUCGCACCAGAGUCACAUCAAAAGGAAAAACUCCCAAGAUGCAGCUCUACUCCGCCAGAGGGCCAGGAGCCAUCUGGUCUCUGCAGCCGGAAAAGGUGGACGGAGUCUUUAAGGCACUUCGCGAAGGACUCAAGGAGUAUCUGGAGGUCCAUCAGGCGGAGAUGGAGCUGCUGUCCUCACAGCAGAGAGAGACAAAGAGGAACUCCAGGCUGGCUUUUCUCUAUGACUUGGAAAAGGAAAUCCGAGCAUUGGAGAGAUACAUACGGCGGUUAGAGUUUCACAUCAGCAAGGUGGAGGAGUUGUACGAGACCUAUUGCAUCCAGUGGAGGUUGUGUCAGGGAGCACACAACAUGAAGAGAGCCUUCUCAUUGUCCCCGUCCACCAGGGCCUCCAGGGAAAGCCUGCUGGAGCUAAGCCGCAACCAUAGAACCAGCCUGCAGGACAUGUCAGCCAUAGAGGCAGAGUUGGAAAUCCUCCUUGGGGAGCUGCACAUCAAAAUGAAGGGUCUGAUUGGAUUCGCCCGCCUCUGUCCUGGAGACCAAUAUGAGGUGGUGGUGCGUCUUGGCCGGCAAAGAUGGAGGAUCCGGGGGAGGAUUGUGUCAGACGACUCUCAGUCCUGGGACGAAGAGGAGAUUGUCUUCCUCCCACAUAUACAUCACAAUUUUGAGAUCAAGGUGGCAGAGGCAAAGGGUUUAGGUUGGCUGCUGGUUGGAACGGUGACGUGCACGAGCGCAGACUUCUUCGUGGCAAAGCCACAGCUGAUGUUGGUGGACAUCACAGAACUGGGAACCAUUAAACUGCAACUGGAGGUCACCUGGAGUCCAUUCGACAGUACUGAGCGGUUCAGGCCUCAGUCCAUCAGCAGGACAUCAGUUUCCAGCAGGAAGAGCUCGAUUUACAGCUGGACGGCCCCGAGCACUCCUUCCUUCACAGAGAAAUAUUUCAUGUCGAUGGUCCGAGAGCUGCAGGACGAGGAGGGCUCCCUCCCAUCUCUGCUGCCCAAGGGUCAUCACAGCAGGGGAGGUGUGUCUCUGCUCAGUUACUUGUCCAACCCCCCACAUGGCCCUCAAACCCCCCGCAAACUAAGCCUCUCAUCCAGCAACACUGAACCCACCGGUCUGGCAGGCAGUAGCCCUCACCUGCUCCUGGGAGAUGGAACGGAGCUGAAGAUGACCGAGGGGGUGGGCAGUAAGGAGGGGGAGGAGCAUCAAACCACCUCACCUGUUACUUCACAGAGCGGCAACACUCCAGACCUCCUGAGGAAAGGUGGAGGAGGAGGGGGAGCCGACCCCGAGAGGACGACACUGCAUCAGGAAACCCAGCAGGAGUCCUUAGCUUGUCAGGUCUACUCUUUGCCAUGCACCCACCCUUCAGCUUCAGCGGCAUCAGGGACCCCAGGCAGGCUGGCUGUGGGCAGGGUCCAGCGCAGGGCUCAGGCUCUGAGGCUGGGAGUCCUGAUAAGAGAGCUGGAGAAGAGCAUGCAGAGCCAAAGCUGCUCUGAUAAGGAGCUGAAAGCACUGGACCACCAGAUACUGCACCUGGCAACCAUCCUGAAGAACGACCUCUCUCUGCUCAGAAGCUCUUCAUCAGAAGAGACUCUAGCUGUGGAGGAGGUUCUGGGAAACUUUGACUUUCUGUCCGACGAUUUCAAUGAAGAUGGCAGCACCUCCUGUGUGGGCAGUCUGAGGCUAAAAGACAGCGGCUUCGGCUCCUCCCAGCAUACACCUUUGAGGAGUCUGGGCCUCCUUUCUCAGGACAGCUCAUUUGCCUCGGACGAAGAGCCGGCUGUGGCUCCUCUGACAUGUGGGGACUGGGGUCUGGAUCAGGCUCUGGAGACACACCUAGAUAUCUGCUGCAUCCUCCUGCAGAUGAUGGAAACAACCGACUUCAGCCUGUCUCGCAGAGAGCUGCUGGAGGAGAUGGCCCACCAAGCGGAGGUCCUGGAUCGAGUCAGCCGUCUGCUGCUGGAGAAGAGCGGAAACAUCACUACAGGGGACAUCCUUCCUGAGGCUCAGAGACGGAGGGAUGUGCUGCUGUUCUGGGAGGACUGUGUGAGUGACAGCAGCUCUCAGUUCUGCUGCCCGGCGGACAACUUCUCCAGGACUUUGAAGAAACGGUACUCGCACAAGGUGAAGGCCAGGCAGCCCGGCCAAUCAGAGAGAGUGUUCUCGCAGCUCCUGCAGCAGGUCCAGGCGCCCUGCCGGGUGGUGGCCGGCUGUCGGCCUGUCUGCAGCCCAGACAGAGUCAGCCUCUUCCAGCUGGGGGUGUAUCUGCGGCGCUGGUCAGUCCAGGACCUGGGGGAGCACAUCUCCCGCCUCUCCAGAGAAGAAUACUUCUUGUCUGCACUCCUUGGCCCCAAAAGAAGGCGCGCUUUGACUAAACUGCAACGGCGGAGCAUUGCAGAGCUCCUCCCACUGGGAUCCACCCUACAGACUCUUGCUGCCUUGCAGAUCGACGCCAAUCCCAAAGUUUGCAAAGCUGCCAGCAGCUACAUCUGCAGAGCUGCAACAUGCAAGAGCUUCAGGAGCAAAGCUGUGUUCUUCUACACGGAGAACCUGAAGAGCUCUGAUGUUCACAUCCAACAGGCUUCCUGUCUGGCACUGAAGUGCCUUCAGGCAACAGAGAGCGUGGACUACAUAGCAGAUUUAUGGAGGUCGGCCAGUGAAGAUCUUCGAUGUGCAGCCAGAGAAACCGUCGUCUCCUUUGGUAAAAAGGGCCACAAGGUCUUUGAGAAGAUGGACCAGCUGUUUGUUGAGAUGGAAGAGGAGGCUUUCCAGAACCAGGAGACUGAGGUCACUAUUCUAUAGGAAACGUGUAGAGAUUCUUCAGGAAUCCCAUGAUGGUACCACCACCGAGCACUGAUGAAUCUUCACACUCGGAUGAUGAUGUUACAAAGUGAGCUGAGAAUCUAUUGGAUUUUGAUUAUGCUGUUCAGUUUCAGCAAAUGUUUGAAGGACGAUUUCUUGACCAGCUGUGGAAUUAUUUUGUACAACUUUUGGUUUUGCUAAAUAAAGAAAUGACGAAUAUAUUGUGAAAAAACAAA
This is a messenger RNA of Oryzias latipes (Japanese medaka), 3325 nucleotides long. It is a transcript of the gene ripor3, whose product is annotated as RIPOR family member 3. Lineage: Eukaryota; Metazoa; Chordata; Actinopteri; Beloniformes; Adrianichthyidae. The record is from RefSeq and is a predicted model, not a curated record.